UCGAAUGAAUCCAAAGGCUCUGAGAGAUCACUUUCGGUUGUUUCUCGAUGAAUGCUUCCAAGUUGUAUGGGAAAUUGCCUCCUAUGGAUUUUUGAGAACGCUGGACCUCCCUUCGAUCGUCAUCCGAGUCGCCACUGCAGGAUAUAUUCCUGUUCGAAGAAAUUCCGCACAAACGAUCCUCCAGUCGAUUUGAAGUCUUGCCUGCGAAACUGCCACGAAGAGAGAUUUUCGGAAGCAACGUUCCGUCCAGUAUAUUCCUGUGUGGAUGACGUCACAUAAAUGACGUCAUCCACACUUCCAUCUAGCCACCAUUCCCUGGAGCCCUCGCUUAUCUUCUCGUCCCCAUCUCCUUGAUGCUGCUCGCCCGGGCCGGAAUCAGCGGAAGCCAAGAGCCGUGCGGAGGCGACAUCACGGAGUCGGCAGGGAUCAUCUACUCCCCGGGCUACCCCGACGGAUACCCGGCCAACGUCACCUGCGCCUGGACCUUUCGCAGCGGUUGGAGGAAGAUCCAUCUGUUCAUCGAAGAGUUCAACGUCGAGUGGUCUAUUAUUGACUGCUACGGAGCGAUGGAAUUCGUCUCAUUGAGUCACCCAACGGGUUCCACGACCAGAUUUUGCGGGGAAAUCCCGCCAGGUCCCAUCGGCCAUCUACUAGACGGAAUCGGUCUCAUGCAAUUCGUCUCGAACGACAAGAACAACGAACGACAUCGGUUCAAGAUACUCUACAUGAUGGAGUCCCGCUGCCCCUCCGGCUACUUCGGUCGAGACGGGACAAACAGCUGCUAUUUUUUCUCGGACGAGAAAUUGUCCUUCGCAGAGGCAGCAGAGCAAUGCACUCUCGCUAGUAUCCAUUCUCGAGAAGAACAGGAAUUCGUGCAAAGCCAUGCACGGUCCACGUUUUGGAUCGGGGCGAGGACCACAGCGCCGCUCGGUGAGUCCAUCUGGAACUUCGAGUUCAUGGACGGCAGCCCGACGGAUUACCAGGAAUUCUGGGAGGAAGGAGACGUCGAGAUGCUGACGUGCGGAGCUGGAUGCGGGAUCCUCGUCGUCGCGGAUCGGUGGAAGAACCGGAAAUGCGAGAGGGAAGAGAAGCCAUUCGUCUGCGAAUCCUCCGAUACUCCCAGCGCGGGGCCGUUUCAGUGCUUCGAGUAUGUGAAUGGACGGAGGUGCUUCUUCCUUCCUCAAGAACAAGGAGAUUGGAUUCGGCGAGACUUUGACGGAGCCAGGGAGCAUUGCAGAACCUACCCCGACGGAGACUUGAUCGCGAUCGGAGGGAACGAGCAGAAGCAGGUGGACCUGGCCAAGACGUUCGAGACGGUCUUCGACGAAUUUUCGGUGGAGUACGAUGAAGUGUGGAUCGGGUUGAGGAAAGCGGAUGGAGUAUGGAAGUGGGUGGAUGGGAGCUUGCUCGAAUUGGAUCGAUGGGAAGAGGAAUAUCCAACGGAAGAUUUCGGGAAGGAUUGUGGGGUCAUGACAGUAUCUUCUUGGAAAGACAGCAAUCCACAGAACCAGCAUUACUAUGUUUGUAAAACGACAUUCCCAGUCUAA
Messenger RNA from Darwinula stevensoni, 1547 nucleotides. NCBI's taxonomy places the organism in Eukaryota, Metazoa, Arthropoda, Ostracoda, Podocopida, Darwinulidae. The record is from the annotation of a GenBank genome assembly.